This is a messenger RNA of Sciurus carolinensis (gray squirrel), 4278 nucleotides long. RefSeq names its product inositol 1,4,5-trisphosphate receptor interacting protein (gene Itprip). The coding region runs from base 501 to 2159 and encodes 552 amino acids. NCBI's taxonomy places the organism in Eukaryota, Metazoa, Chordata, Mammalia, Rodentia, Sciuridae. Gene Ontology annotation, cellular component: membrane. Gene Ontology annotation, molecular function: protein kinase inhibitor activity. The record is from RefSeq and is a predicted model, not a curated record. The transcript has 2 exons.
UGGUCCCUGGGUUCAGUGCCCAGCACAUCUAGGGAGGUCUUGAGGGGGACGCUCUGGAUAUUAGACAACUCUUAGUUGUUUUUUCUUUUGGAUGAGGCUGUGGUGGGGGUGCUGUAGGGCUCUGAGAUGCAGGAUGAAGGGACCCUUGUAAGGAGUCUGGGAUUUCUCCUCCAGGGUCAGCCUCCGAGUAAGGGUCUGGUAAAGCACUGGUCCUGGCCACCACCUGCAGCCCUCUACCAGGCACCCAGAGGCUGCCAUCUCCCCCCAUCCCCUACUGCCUGUGACCUGGCCCCUUGCCAAGCUAAGUUUAGCUGUGAACUGCGUGAGCCACCCUCUCUGUGGGCGAGGCGGGGGUGGAGAGGAAUUCACAGGCUUCCUGUCAGCUUCCUGACAAGCAGACAAAGCCUCCAAAUGACCCAGGUUUAUGCUCAAAGCCGAACCUUCCAGCCGAUGUCACAGACCACAGGUGUGAGACAGCCCCAUAGAGGAAACCUCCCGCCAUGGCCCUGGGUCUCUUCCGGGUGUGUCUGGUGGUAGUGACGGCCAUCAUCAACCACCCGCUGCUGUUCCCGCGGGAGAACGCCACCGUCCCGGAGAACGAGGAGGAGAUCAUCCGCAAGAUGCAGGCCCACCAGGAGAAGCUGCAGCUGGAGCAGCUGCGCCUGGAGGAGGAGGUGGCGCGGCUGACAGCGGAGAAGGAGGCGCUGGAGCAGGCGGUGGAGGAGGGCCAGCAGCCGCCCGAGGCCCAGGCGGCCUGGGACCUCUGGACCACUCUCUGCAUGAUCCUCUUCCUGAUCAUCGAGGUGUGGCGGCAGGACCACCAAGACGGUCCCUUGCCUGAGUGCCCGGGCGGGGACGAGGAUGAGCUGCCCGGGGCGGGGAGCGCCCCGCUGCGGGGCCUGGCCCUGCCCAGUAGGGCCACCCUGGACCACUUCUACGAGCGCUGCAUCCGCGGUGCCACGGCCGACGCGGCGCGCACCCGGGAGUUCGUGGAGGGCUUCGUGGAUGACCUGCUGGAAGCCCUGAGGAGCCUCUGCAACCGGGACACCGACAUGGAGGUGGAGGACUUCAUCGGAGUGGACAGCAUGUACGAGAACUGGCAGGUGGACAGGCCGCUGCUGUGCCACCUCUUUGUGCCCUUCACGCCCCCGGAGCCCUACCGCUUCCACCCGGAGCUCUGGUGCUCCAGCCGCUCGGUGCCCCUAGACCGCCAGGGCUACGGCCAGAUCAAGGUGGGCCGGGCUGACGGGGACCCGCUGGGCUGCAUCUGCGGCAAGACCAAGCUGGGGGAAGACAUGCUGUGUCUGCUCCACGCCAAGCAGAGCGGGGCGCAGGCCUGCAGGGAGAUGGAGGACCUGCUGUGUGCCCCAGAGUCCCCGUACCUGGACACCAUGCAGGUCAUGAAGUGGUUCCAGACAGCUCUCACCAGAGCCUGGCACCGCAUUGCCCACAAGUACGACUUUGACCUUGCCUUUGGCCAGCUGGACACCCCUGGAUCCCUCAAAAUCAAGUUCCGCUCAGGCAAGUUCAUGCCCUUCAACCUGAUUCCUGUGAUCCAGUGUGAUGACUCAGACCUGUUCUUUGUCUCCCACCUCCCCAGGGAGCCCUCUGGGGGGACCCCAGCCUCCAGCACUGACUGGCUCCUGUCCUUCGCGGUCUAUGAGCGGCACUUCCUCAGGAUGACAUCGAAGGGGCUGCCCGAGGGUGCCUGCCACCUCAGCUGCUUGCAGAUCGCCUCCUUCCUGCUCUCCAAGCAGAGCCGCCUGAGCGGCCCCAGCGGGCUCAGCACCUACCACCUGAAGACGGCCCUGCUGCACCUCCUGCUCUCCCGGAAGGCCUCCGACUGGAAGGCGGCGCAGCUGGGCUCACGCCUGCAUGAGCUGCUCUGCUUCCUGGAGAAGAGCCUGCUUGAGAAGAAGCUCCAUCAUUUCUUUGUGGGCAACCGCAAGGUCCCUGAGGCCAUGGGACUGCCGGAGGCCGUUCGCAGGGCAGAACCUCUCAACCUCUUCCGGCCCUUCGUCCUGCAGCGCGGUCUCUACCGGAGGACAGUGGACGCCUUCUAUGAGAUGCUCAAGAAUGCCCCUGCCCUGGUCAGUGAAUAUUCUCUACAUGUCCCCUCCGACCAGGCCGGCCUGCCCCCAAAAGCCGUCAUCUUGUAGAGCAUAUGGGAUUUGAGGGCCAGGAGGGAGGUAUCUCACAAAUUCUCAGGGCUGGGGCUCUGCAGCCCAUCCUGGGGACAUGGCGGGCUUGGUGGAGAGCUGAGGUGCCGCCCGCCCAGGAAGCCAGGCCCUGCGGCGCGGAGGAAACAGAAUUCCAACUGGAUGCUAAUUCGCUUUCCUGCCAUUGAGGCAUGUUGGUAAAGCUGUCCUUUGGGUUUGGGGACUGGUCCUUUACAGAGUGCUUUUGGAUCACCACAGAUGACUGAGACAACGACGGAACGCUGCACGGAGACUGAGCUGGAGAGAGUGCACACGCUGACGAGCGUGAUCCUCUUCCUUCUCCCGCCGCCCGUGCUUUGUAUUGACAGACGAUCUCUGAGAACGCUGCUGGGGACUGUGUUUAGGUCCAGUGCCCCAUUCCCAGGAACGCCGGACCCCAGCUGACUGCAGCCAAACGAAGAACAGGGACAGAUGUGGGAAUCCACAACCUUUGACCCAUAUCCUGCACCAUAGGGUCCCACGGUGGCUGCCACUUCUUAUACUGUUUGAAGAAAUGAGCAGGUGGAGAUCUGGGGCUCCAAGGAGCUCUUGCUACACCCCACUGGGUAUUUGGUGCAGAGGGUUUAAAGUUGGCCAAUGCUCAGCCACAUUCCCACUCAGGUGCACCCCCUUCCCAGGCCUCUUUGCUGGCAGAGUGUGUCCCAAGCACCUGGGUGCCAUUUACCAUGCUGGGUGCCAGCUCAGCUGCCCCUCACCCCUCUCCAUACUCUCUAGCCAUCUGUGUGGUAGCAGGAGGGCAGAUCCUGAAGAUGGAAACUGAUCUUGAGAAAGAGAGGUACAGGGUACCUGGGACAAGGGACAGAACCCAGUUCCCAGGAAGCUAGGGUCUGGCUUGUAAUCUGGACUAGUUCAGAGAAAGUUGCAGAACCCUGAGUGGGCACUGCCAUAGCCCUGAGUUGUCCUCAGAGAAUCAGUCCUAAUGCAGGGUGGGGUUGGAAGCAAGAACUCUGUGGAAACCCAGCUCUGGUCCACAGGCCCAAAGCCACCUCCUGCCCGGUUCCUCACUACAGGGGAACUCGCUCCCUGUGCAGAGCCCACUCUUUCUGUAUGGGCCUUGCUGACCAUGCAGCUAACCCAGACCUACAAAGCCUGGUGGAGGCUGGGCUGACUGGGGACCUGUGUGGGCACUAGGAACACAGCCCUCAGGAUUCAGGGGCCACCUUGGCCCUGCCGAGAGCUACGGGCCCUGGAUAGGCACCAGAGAUGAGGCUAGAGCUAGGCUUCUCUCCAGGCCACGUUCAGAGGAUUGAGGAGCCCCUUCUCCACCUGGGCUUCAGUGGCCCCUUGAGAUUUCCUCUCAGCAUCACCCCAGGGCAAAGAGGAAUGGAGAACAAGAGCGAGGCCACACCUGUGUUCCUCUCUCAGGAUUUAUGCCAUCGGUACCUCCCAGACAGCAUAACCAACUUGAUGUGGGUGUGCAAGCUCACUGCGACCUGAAGAGGACAGUGCCUCCUGGACCCAAGGCAUGCUCUCCCUCGCCUAGCCUCAGAAAGCUCGACAAGAGAGACCUUUGCCACCCGGGUUAGGUCUUGUGGGGAGACUGCUGCAGUCAGGGUAUCAGAUCCCAUAGGAAGGGGCCCUGUGUGAGCAGGAGCUGGACUGAACUUGGGCUCCCCAGCCCCACAGCCACAGCCUGGCGCCCCAGGGAGUGACCCUGCUCCGGUGUGGCUCAAGGCAGCCCUGAGCCAGCCAUCCCAUCACUUCCAGAAUCAGGACAGAUCUCCUUAUUUAUUAUAACCGCUGCCUUUUCUCCCUUCAUCCUUGUCCUGCUGUGCUUUGAAGAGAACCCAGUAACCAAGAAGCAGCCUCCAGAAGCCAAGACCCAGCCUGCAUCCCCCUCUGGUUCCCCUUUGCUUCCGGGAGAAAGUUCACUCAAAAAAUAGCCCCGGUGUCUUGUUUGUGCAGAACUCCGCAGGGAAACGGGAGUCUGUUACACACCGAAUCUGCUUCUGAAGCAGAAAGCAGCGGGGCUCUCAGUGUUUCAUGCUGCCUUAUUUAUAUUAAAAAAAAUAGAAUUAAAAUCUCACAUGGAGGAGAAACGGGCACAGAGUUUGUUUUU